GGGGAGGCUGGUGACGGGUGGGGGGAGUUGCAGGCAUGAGCGCGAGCAGGGUCGGGUUCCUACUGCUGCUGCUGGGCCUGGCGGGGCUCGCACUGCUCGCGCGCUGCCAUGAGCCCGAGCGGGACCCGAGCGCCGAAACUAUUGCAAAUGAGGAAGCUGAUGACGACGAUGAUGAUGACGACGACGAUGAUGAUGACGACGAUGAUUCUGAAGUUAAAGAAGAAAAUGGUGUUUUAGUUCUGAAUGAUGCAAACUUUGAUACCUUUACUGCAGACAAAGACACUGUGCUGUUAGAGUUCUAUGCGCCAUGGUGUGGGCAUUGCAAGCAGUUUGCUCCAGAAUAUGAAAAGAUAGCAAAAACUCUGAAAGAAAAUGAUCCUCCUAUUCCAGUUGCCAAAGUGGAUGCUACAGCAGCUACUGCUCUCUCAAGUCGUUUUGAUGUUAGCGGCUAUCCAACCAUCAAAAUUUUGAAGAAGGGCCAACCAGUUGAUUAUGAUGGGUCCCGAACAGAAGAUGCAAUUGUCGCUAAGGUCAAAGAGGUUUCUGAUCCAAAUUGGACCCCUCCACCAGAAGCUACGCUUGUAUUGACCCAAGAUAACUUUGAUGAAGUAGUAAAUGAUGCUGACAUAAUUUUGGUGGAGUUCUAUGCCCCAUGGUGUGGGCACUGUAAAAGACUUGCUCCAGAGUAUGAAAAAGCAGCCCAGGAGCUGAGCAAGCGCACACCACCUAUCCCCCUGGCAAAAGUGGAUGCCAUUGCUGAAACGGAACUUGCCAAGAAGUUUGAUGUCACUGGUUACCCAACUCUGAAAAUAUUCCGCAAGGGCAAGCCUUAUGACUACAAUGGCCCACGAGAAAAAUAUGGUAUUGUUGAUUAUAUGAUCGAACAGGCUGGUCCUCCAUCCAAACAGAUUCAGGCUACCAAACAGGUACAAGAAUUUCUGAAGGAUGGAGAUGAUGUCAUCAUCAUUGGUGUUUUUAGUGGAGAGACGGACAAAUCCUAUCAGCUGUAUCAGGAGGCCGCUAAUAGCCUAAGAGAAGACUACAAGUUCCACCACACCUUCAGCAGUGAGAUUAUAAAAUUCUUGAAAGUCUCUCCUGGAAAACUUGUGGUCAUGCAGCCUGAAAAAUUUCAGUCAAAAUAUGAGCCAAAAAUGCACAUAUUGGAUUUUAAAGAUUCUACUGACAAGUCUGAGAUAAUGGACCAUGUGACAAAGCAUGCGUUGCCUCUAGUUGGCCAUCGCAAGACCUCUAAUGAUGCUAAGAGGUACACUAAGCGACCUCUAGUGGUUGUCUACUAUACUGUAGAUUUCGGUUUUGAUUAUCGUGUUGCUACCCAAUACUGGAGAAGCAAAGUCUUGGAGGUGGCUAAAGACUUCCCUGAAUACACUUUUGCCAUUUCUGAUGAGGAAGAUUACUCUUCUGAAAUUAAAGAUCUGGGCUUGAUUGAAAGUGGGGAGGAUGUUAAUGCUGCAAUCUUGGAUGAGGGUGGCAAGAAAUAUGCCAUGGAACCAGAAGAGUUUGACUCGGAUGUACUCAAGCAGUUUGUUCGCGCAUUCAAAAAAGGAAAACUAAAACCUAUCGUGAAAUCUCAGCCAAUACCAAAAAAUAACAAAGGUCCAGUCAGAGUUGUGGUGGGGAAAACAUUUGACACCAUAGUAAUGGAUCCAAAAAAUGAUGUCCUCAUAGAAUUCUAUGCUCCGUGGUGUGGACAUUGCAAGCAGCUUGAACCUAUAUACACUGAACUGGGUAAAAAAUACAAGAACCAGAAAAACCUGGUCAUAGCCAAGAUGGAUGCUACUGCCAAUGAUGUGACGAGUGAUCGCUACAAAGUAGAAGGAUUUCCCACCAUCUAUUUUGCUGCAAGCAACAAGAAAAACAGUCCUAUUAAAUUUGAAGGCGGGGAAAGAGAUUUAGAGCAUUUGAGCAAAUUUGUAGAGGAGCACGCAACAAAACUGACCAGAGAAAAAGAAGAGCUUUAGAUGAGUUGGGGGGUGGAGAAAGAAGAGAAUAAUUUGUACGUCGUAGUUAAAACAAGUUACUGACACAACUUGUUGUGGGAAAAAUUUGGCUUUUUUGAGCAAAGUGGAUUUUUGGGCAGUAAAACAAUUGCAGUAUCUCUUCGGUUUUUUUUUCCUAUUUCAAAAAAAAAAUCAUUCUGGACAUUGAACUGCUAUCUGACAUGAAUGUCUUUGUUAGUUAUGAUUUUGAUCUCUGAAGAAAAAAUACACGCUUUAUUUUUUGUGACUAUGUUGAGCUUGAUUCUUUUUGAUUUAUAAAUGCAUCUCUUUUUUAACUUAAAAGAUUUACCAAAUAAGUUUACCAAACAAGUUGGUUUCUGUCUCUUCUUUUAAAGUGUUAACUGUUUUUGAGUUUGAACUAAUGUGAUUCUGUAUAUCCACUCAUCUGACUGUAUCACUUGUUUUUGAGGACCAGAACAGAAAUUUUAAGUGGUGACAACUCUUAAAUUCGUGUCAAGGUUAAAUACAAAGGCCUGUUCAUUUUGGUUUGUGGAUGGCUCCAUGGAAAACGGAAGUAAUCCUAAAAUAAUGAGCAUGGAUCUGUUUUUGGUAUUUGGCAUCUUUUUUACCAAACUCUAUGCCCCAUCCUUAUUUCUAAAGUCCCCUGUUUUGGGAGUGUUUCUAGUACUGGGAGCGCAACCGCUUGACAUAUCAGUAUAUCCUGCCUUGAUUAAUACUGUGUUCUGAUCUCUGAAGAAAAUUACAUCCUUUGUAUGUGUGUAUCUGAGUAUAUUGCUCAGUUUUAAAUGUUACGGGUUUCAUUCCAAUUGGCAGCGAGUUAAUACCGUAUUUUCGUACAUGCAGCAUUCCUUCUUUCAUCCCCUUCCACCUCACCCUUAAAUUGGGCUGUCUCCCCCAAGCAGAGAAGCUGUUUUAUUUGCUAGAAGACAGGCCAUACAGCUGACAAGAAGCUGCCACUUGUGUCUGGUUUAUUUAACUGAAGAGAGUGUGUCCUAUAUUAAUACUCUCAUAGCUGCAGCUAUUGGCUGUGCACUGUAGCUUGUGCCUGAAGCAAUAGCAGGUGAGCUGCAAGUAGUAUCUUGAUGAGUCUUGUGAUGUGGAAACUAUAUUUACAGGAACUUUGUGUAAGAACUAACAGUCUUGCUACUGCCCUUGAAAAGGGUCUGGAGCCCAAUCUUGUGCGACAGUCAGUCAUCCUGGGACAGUCUGGGUGAAGCAACAGGCAGCAGGACCUUCCUUGUAUGGUAGGAAAUGCCCACUGCCUCACCAAGACCUGUCUCCUGGGGUGCCACAUUUUCUGGACACUGUUCACAGGAGGAUGUACUCUGUUUAUACAGUUGGCUUUGCCAUUGACUCUGACUCUGGAAAAAAUCCUUUCCCCCUCUACUUCCCACUUUCUACCUUCCAAAAACAAGAUGCAUUUUUUAAUUUGGAGGUGUGUUGUAUGUAGAAAAAAUACAGUUUAUGUAUGUAUAUUCUGGGUUGGCUUUUGUUCAUACUGUUCUCUGAAGAAACCUUAGUAAUGCCUUCAUUCUCUGUAUAUACAAUGGGCUGCCACAGGACUUUCUGCAGCUGCCUAGCACCAGACUUUAGACGUUCAGAUCUAACUUCAAAUGCGCUAUAUUGCUCCAUGGCUAGUUCUAGGCAUGCAGCCUGUCUGAAUUUUUGAGCAUGGGUUUCCCCACCUUUCCUUCUCCCCAAAAAUGCUAAGUCUAUUAGCUAGAGAGCAUUUUCAAGAAUCAAUGUGAAUGCAGCCAAAUUAGGAUGCCUAACGUUAGACAAGUGGUUGAAGCUUUUGGGUCUUGGUAAAACUGCUAGAUGGCUCUUUGGGAAAUGUCAAAGAGCUGGGGUAGGGAGGAGGAGGUAGGUGGGAGUAAGAGAAAGAGGCUCUUUGAAUUUCUGAUGAAAAGGCACAUUCCUUCUCUCUCUCCAGACAUUAUGAUGCUUGAAUUGUAUGUAGCCCUCAAAUUCCAUCCAAGAAAUAGACCAGAUUCUGCAAGGGUUGAGACCUCCAAAAAAGGGAAGGGGAACAAAAAAGGCAAGAAAAAGAGACUGAAAAGAGGAGGCUGCAAAUACAGUGUAACAGAGACCUUUUAGACUUCAUCCUCCAAGGAAAGCUGCUAAAAUAUCAGACUUAAUACUUUUAUUAAACUCCUGUUGGUCAAAGCCAAUUAAGCAGCAAUUGCAGCCUGUUCUUUGGAACAAAGUGGCUUCUGUCAUGUAACCACUGUGACGCACUUUUGUAUGCAGUUUCAGGUGCCAGAUGGUAUGCUUAACUCUAUAGGCCUUCCUCCCAUCUAAUGAAGAAAAGUCACUCCAACUGUCCUUGAAACAAGUGCCUUUUUCAGGAAGUAGGUUUUACAACAACCUCCAGGUUCAUGGUGUCUGCCUGUCUUGAAAGGCUCGCAUGCUGCAGUGUGCUCCAUUUGUGGCAAUCCCACAGCAGUAAUUCCCAGUGGCUUUUGUUCAGAGAUGGCUCGCAUGUUGACAAGGCCAGUUUAAAAUGCCAUGGUACAGUGUAACAAAUUCAUUCCCUCACCCAAUUUUAUUCCUUGAAUUUAGUUCAUUACUAGUGGGGAAACAAGGUCUAAUAUAAUGUGGAGAACUUUGCUCCUAUCCUAUACUGUCUUUGCUUCCAUGUUACCUGAGCCAUAGAGCACUUCACUGCCUGGAUGCUGAACUGCUGAUCAUGUUGUGGGUGUUCCUGUAUUGUCAGCAUACCUGUUCAGUCAUGUUCAUAACCAAGUGGUCAUGUGCUGAAUUCUUUUUUAAUUAACCAGUGAAUGCUUUGGAGAAGAGUACUUGGAUAUGUCUGUGAUGAGUACAGUAUAAGGCAUUACAGAAAUAUGGGCUGCUGAUUCAAUCAAUUCUGAUUUUAUUUACCCAUCAGAGCUGGUAAGUACUCGGCAGCCCUACCAACUCAGGCCUGAAUCAUAGCUUUGUUUUUAGACACUACACUCGUUCCAUUUUCAUAAGACAGCCCUGUCCUGUCAGAAGACUCAAAUUCCAUCCAAGAAAGGAUGCUGAAAAGAUAGUGCUGCUUCCAUUUCUAGAGUCCAAAACUUUUACUAGUUGUGGUGUAUGACUUGUGCCCUAGCCGCAAGACAUGAAAUCCUUUCUCGGUAUUGACCUACCUUUUUGCUUUUGAAUCUAUGCUAAAACUUAAUUGUCAUCAUGUUGAAAUCAGCACAUUUUUUGUGAUAGUUUAAAAAACCCAGAGAUGCCUUCCUCACAAUCGGCGUACAAUAUAAGUCAUUCCAUAUCUUUAAAAAAAGAUGGUUUAUGUAUGACCCUUCCCAGUGGACAAUAAAAAGCACAGACUGCC
Alligator mississippiensis (American alligator) is the source of this 5304-nucleotide messenger RNA. RefSeq names its product protein disulfide isomerase family A member 4 (gene PDIA4). The transcript is spliced from 10 exons. Gene Ontology annotation, cellular component: cell surface; endoplasmic reticulum lumen; endoplasmic reticulum. Gene Ontology annotation, biological process: protein folding; response to endoplasmic reticulum stress. The coding region runs from base 36 to 1979 and encodes 647 amino acids. NCBI's taxonomy places the organism in Eukaryota, Metazoa, Chordata, Crocodylia, Alligatoridae. Gene Ontology annotation, molecular function: protein disulfide isomerase activity. The record is from RefSeq and is a predicted model, not a curated record.